Messenger RNA from Malania oleifera, 13667 nucleotides. RefSeq lists its product as uncharacterized. The transcript has 64 exons. Lineage: Eukaryota; Viridiplantae; Streptophyta; Magnoliopsida; Santalales; Ximeniaceae. Gene Ontology annotation, biological process: protein targeting to vacuole; protein retention in Golgi apparatus. The coding region runs from base 157 to 13311 and encodes 4384 amino acids. The record is from RefSeq and is a predicted model, not a curated record. Gene Ontology annotation, cellular component: extrinsic component of membrane.
GUCACUCAACCCGCGAAUCUAUCUCACACAUGAAUCCGAACUCGAACUUCUUCUACGCCAUUUUCAUCUUUCCGUUCGCUUUUAGCUCUCUGAUGCUGCUUCCUCUUCGACUACUAACGUAAUCGCUGCUCGAAUUGAGCUAUCAAUCGAGCGAAGAUGUUGGAAGAUCAGGUGGCAAACCUGUUGCAGAGGUAUCUCGGCAACUAUGUCGAAGGUCUCAGCAAGGAAGCGCUCAAAAUCAGCGUCUGGCGAGGUGAUGUAGAGCUGAAAAACAUGCAGCUGAAGCCAGAGGCACUCAAUGCAUUAAAGUUGCCCGUGAAGGUUAAGGCUGGAUUUCUCGGAUCAGUAAAGCUUAAGGUACCUUGGAGUAGGCUUGGCCAAGAUCCAGUUUUAGUUUACCUGGAUCGCAUUUUCUUAUUAGCUGAACCUGCUACCCAAGUUGAAGGUUGUAGUGAGGAUGCUGUCCAAGAAGCUAAAAAAAACCUAGUGCGGGAAAUAGAAAUGAAGCUUUUGGAGAGGACACAGCAGCUAAAGUCGGAAGUGAAUAAGUCAUGGCUAGGAUCCUUGAUCAACACCAUUAUUGGAAACCUGAAGCUUUCUGUUUCGAAUAUCCACAUCAGAUAUGAGGAUUUUGAGAGCAAUCCUGGCCACCCCUUUGCAGCUGGCGUAACCUUGGAGAAACUCUCUGCUGUGACAGUCGAUGAUAAUGGGAAGGAGACUUUUAUUACUAGUGGAGCUCUAGACUGUAUUCAAAAGUGCGUUGAACUUGAACGGUUGGCCAUUUAUUUGGAUUCUGAUAUUAUUCCAUGGCAAGUUGACAAAUCAUGGGAGGAUUUGCAGCCUUUAGGCUGGGAUCAGGUUUUUAGAAAUGGCACUAAGGGUGGCAAACCAUCUGAUGAUGUUGUGGAAACACAUACCUACAUUUUGCAACCAGUGACUGGCAAUGCAAAGUACACUAAGCUCCGGUCAAAUGAAUCUUCUAAUAGUCAACAACCUUUGCAGAAAGCGGUAGUGAACUUGGAUGAUGUGACACUUAGUUUAUCGAAGGAUGGAUACAAGGAUAUUUUAAAGCUAGCUGAUAACUUUGCUGCUUUUAAUCAGCGUUUGAAAUAUGCACAUUAUCGGCCACUGGUUUCAGUAAAAUCCGAUCCUAGGUCUUGGUGGAAGUAUGCUUACAGAGCUGUUUCUGACCAGAUAAAGAAGGCAAGUGGGAGGCUUUCAUGGGAGCAUGUCUUGCGGUAUGCAGGCUUACGUAAGAAAUACAUAUCUCUGUAUGCUUCAUUGCUUAAAUCUGAUCUUAGCCAGGCAGUUGUUGAUGACAACAAGGACAUUAAAGAACUAGACCGUGAACUUGAUAUUGACCUCAUACUUCAGUGGAGGAUGUUGGCUCACAAGUUUGUGGAGCAGUCAGUAGAGUCAGACAUGCAGCUGAAAAAACAGAAAGAGAAGAAAUCAUGGUGGUCAUUUGGAUGGAGCAGUCAAUCGGAUAGAGAUGAUAAUGAACCAUUGCAUUUCAGUGAGGAGGAUUGGGAACGGUUAAAUAAUAUCAUAGGGUAUAAAGAAGGUGAUGAUGGGCAGCCACUGAUAUCCCGUGACAAUGGGGAUGUGCUUCAUACUUUGUUGGAGGUUCACAUGAAACAUAAUGCUUCAAAGCUUAUUGCUGUGGCUCAGGAGUGUCUGGCUGAAUUAUCCUGUGAAAGCCUUAAUUGUUCCAUAAGGCUUUAUUCAGAGGCAAAAGUAUUUGAUGUGAAAUUAGGAUCCUAUCGGUUGUCAUCACCGAAUGGUCUCAUUGCCGAGAGUGCAACUGCUCAUGAUUCUUUAGUUGGUGUGUUCAGCUACAAGCCGUUUGAUGUUAACUUGGACUGGAGCAUGGUUGCUAAAGCAUCUCCAUGUUACGUGAUUUAUCUGAAGGACUCCAUUGAUCAAAUUGUCAACUUUUUUGAAAGUAAUACUGCUGUUAGUCAAACCAUAGCAUUGGAAACUGCAGCUGCAGUGCAGGUGACAUUUGAUGAAGUCAAGCGCACUGCUCAGCAACAAAUGAACAGAGCACUAAAGGAUCAUGCUAGGUUUAUGUUGGAUUUGGACAUUGCGGCUCCCAAGAUUACCAUUCCGACCGACUUCCGUCCGGACAAUACUCAUUCUACAAAACUUAUGCUUGACUUGGGAAAUUUUUUGAUUCGUACACAGGAUGACCAUGGAUUGGAUUCGCCUGAGGAUAUGGAUAUUUACCUGCAAUUUGAUUUGGUUUUGAGUGAUGUAUCUGCUUUUUUGGUGGAUGGGGACUACCAUUGGGGCCAAAUCCCUUUGAAUAAGUGUGCUGGUUCUGACCAUUUAGUUGGUGUUAGCUACUUGCCUGUUAUUGAUAAGUGUGGGGUAAUCUUAAAGCUUCAACAGAUCCGGAUAGAGAACCCAUCCUACCCUUCUACAAGACUUGCGUUGCGGCUCCCAUCAUUAAGUUUCCAUUUUUCUCCAGCUCGUUAUCAUAGAUUGAUGCAAGUAGCAAAGAUCUUUCAGGAGGAGGAUGACAGGAAAUCUGAUUUCCAUCGCCCCUGGAACCAAGCUGAUUUUGAGGGGUGGCUCUCUCUUCUUGUAUGGAAGGGUGUGGGAAAUAGGGAGGCUGUAUGGCAGCGGAGGUAUUUUUGUCUAGUUGGUCCUUUUCUUUAUAUACUAGAAAAGCCUGGCUCAAAAUCCUACAAGCAGUGCAUCAGCUUACGUGGGAAACAGGUAUAUCAGGUUCCAUCAGAGUUUGUUGGUGGCAUGGAGCAUGUAUUGGCUGUAUGUGAUGCCACACGAUCCAAUAGCAAGGUUGUGGAAGAUGUAAAUGCUCUUAUAUUACGAUGUGAUUCUGAUGAUUCAAGAAGAAUUUGGCACAGCCGUUUGCAGGGGUGUGUAUAUCGUGCAUCGGGUUCUGCACCUAUAACUAGUCUAUCCGAGACUUCUUCGGAUCAUGAUGACUCUGAAACAGAACUAGUUGACAACAAUGAUGUGGUGGAGUCAUCAAUGGUUGAGAAAGUGUUUAUAACUGGUGUUCUUGAUGAGUUAAAGAUAUGCUUCAGUUAUAAGCAGAUGGUAAAUUAUGAGCGAAGUUUCGUUAAGGUGCUUCUGGCUGAGGAGAGUUGUUUAUUUGAAUUCCGGGCUAUAGGUGGUCAGGUCCAGCUUUCAAUUAGAUCAAAUGACAUGUUCAUUGGCACAGUGCUGAAAUCUUUGGAAAUUGAAGAUUUAAUUUGCCAUAAAGGAGUAUCUGAGCCAUCUUAUCUGGCAAGAUCAUUCAUUGGAAAUGUAGAUGCAGCUUCAUCUUAUGAAGAUGCUGGAAGUCAGAGUUGGGGUAUCAAUGAUUUAUCCCAAAGUGAUGGAGAUGAGAAGUUUUAUGAGGCAGCAGACAAUAUGGUUGACAUUGUUGAUUAUCCAAUGCAAUCACCUGGGCGCUUGCAGCAGUCACUUACGUCUGAAAAAUUAUCAUUAAAACCGCCCAGUUUCAGUCGGAUUGCUCAUCUCCUGCCUGAUGAUGCUCGAACUGGUAGGGAGGUCAUUGAACCAACUGAUAAUCUGGAUAGCUUUGUGAAAGCUCAAAUUGUUAUUUAUGACCAUAAUUCUCUCGCUUAUGAUAAUAUUGACAAGAAGGUCAUAGUGACGCUUGCUACCUUAUCAUUUUUCUGUCGUAGACCAACUAUUGUCGCCAUUAUGGAAUUUGUUAAUGCCAUUAAUGCUGAGGAUGAAAGCUGUGAAACUUUCAGUGACAAUUCUUCACCACCCAUGAUACAAAAUGAUACCUCCAGGGAAGAUGUGGUUGAUGAUCAACAUUUGACUAUGGUUGAGGAGCCUGUUGCUAAAGGGUUACUAGGAAAGGGGAAAUCCAGAAUAAUUUUCUAUCUAACAUUGAAUAUGGCUCGUGCUCAGAUUUUGUUGAUGAAAGAAAAUGAAACUAAGCUAAUGACUUUGUCACAGGAUAAUUUGCGCACUGAUAUUAAGGUGUAUCCAUCAUCAUUUGGUAUAAAGGCUGCUCUUGGAAAUCUAAGAAUAAGUGAUGACAGUCUUCACAGCAGCCAUAUUUAUUUCUGGGUCUGUGAUAUGAGAAACCCUGGUGGCAGUUCAUUUGUUGAGUUGGUCUUUAAUUCAUUCAGUGCUGAUGAAGAAGACUAUGAGGGUUAUGAUUAUAGCCUAACUGGGCAGCUUUCAGAAGUACGCUUUGUAUAUCUGAAUCGUUUUAUCCAGGAGGUUGUUUGUUACGUUACAGGUAUUGUUCCAAACAAUUCAAAGGAUGUUGUAAAAAUAAAAGAUCAAGUUACGAACUCAGAGAAGUGGUUUACAAGUAGUGAAAUUGAAGGAUCACCUGCUGUAAAGUUAGAUCUUUCACUUAAGAAGCCUAUAAUUUUAAUGCCCCAAAGAACAGACAGCCUUGAUUACUUGAAGCUUGAUGUCGUUCACAUAACCAUCCAGAAUACUUUUCGGUGGAUUUGUGGUGGUAAAAGCGAAAUGAAUGCUGUUCAUAUGGAAAUACUAACAGUUCUGGUUGAGGAUAUCAAUUUAAAUGUUGGUAUCGGGACUGAAUUGGGGGAAAGUAUAAUACAAGAUGUGAAGGGAGUUUCUGUUACUGUUCGCAGGUCCCUCAGAGACUUGUUGCAUCAAAUACCAGGUGUAGAAGCUGCUAUCAAGAUAGAAGAAUUGAAAGCCGCUUUGUCAAACAAAGAAUACCAGAUAAUUACGGAAUGUGCAUUGUCCAAUAUCUCUGAGACUCCAAAUCUUGUACCGUCAUUGGACCAUGAUGCUGUUGCAUCUUCAAGUGAUUUGGUUGAACCACUUGUUUCUCAGGCUCCAGGUGCUGCUGAAUCUGAAACACAAAAUGGGGAAGUCUGGGUGGCUUUGAAAGUUUCUGUUGUCAUUGAUCUCAUUGAAUUGUGCCUGCAUUCUGGGGUAGCAAGAGAUGCAUCUCUGGCCACUGUUCAGGUUAGCGGUGCUUGGCUCCUUUACAAGUCUAAUACACAAGGAGAAGGUUAUCUUUCUGCAACACUUAAGUGUUUCAGUGUGAUUGAUGAUCGUGAAGGUACUGAACAUGAAUUUAGGCUGGCGAUAGGAAAGUCAGAGAGCAUUGGAUAUAGUCCUCUAUACUCCGUAACUGAUGGUGAAAACCAGCCCAUUGUUGAUGCAAUUGUUACAAGAGACAAUGGUGCUAAACCAGUACCAACAAUGGUUAUUCUUGAUGCUAAGUUUAGUCAAUCGUCAACAUCUGUAUCCUUAUGCAUCCAAAGGCCACAAUUGCUUGUUGCCCUUGAUUUUCUGUUGGCUGUUCUUGAGUUCUUUGUUCCAACUGUUGGCAAUAUGCUCUCAAACGAAGAAGAUGAGAACUCCUUAAGCAUAGUUGAUGCAAUUAUUCUGGAUCAGUCAACUUACACUCAACCCUCAUCAGAAUUCUCACUUUCUCCUCAAAAACCUUUGGUUGCUGAUGAUGAAAGAUUUGAUCAUUUUAUUUAUGAUGGAAGGGGUGGAACAUUGCAUUUACAGGAUAGACAAGGAUUCGAUCUCUUUGGCCCUAGCCUGGAACCUAUAAUAUAUGUUGGAAAUGGGAAAAAACUGCAAUUUAAAAAUGUUUUUAUUAAGAGUGGGCAGUUUUUGGAUUCUUGUAUUUUACUGGGAACAAACUGUAGAUAUUCUGCAUCAGAGCAUGAUCAGGUCUUCUUGGAGGGAGGGGAUGAAGCUCCUUAUAUGGAUACUUCAAGAGAAAGUAUUAACAGGGCACCGUUGCAAAGCAGUGCAGUUGAUCGAUCAACAGAGUUAAUUAUUGAGUUGCAGGCUAUAGGCCCUGAGCUUACCUUUUAUAACACCUCAAAAGACGUAGCGCAAUCACCAAUCCUUUCUAACAAACUUCUGCAUGCACAGUUGGAUGCAUUCUGCAGGCUUGUUUUGAAGGGGGAUACAACCGAAAUGAGUGCAAAUGCACUCGGUUUAACUAUGGAGAGCAAUGGAAUCAGAAUUCUAGAGCCUCUUGACACCUCUGUAAAAUUUUCAAGUGCUUCUGGAAAGACGAACAUACAUCUGGAUGUUUCAGAUGUAUUUGUUAAUUUUUCCUUCAGUAUUUUGAAACUGUUUUUAGCAGUUGAAGAGGAUCUUUUGGCAUUUCUAAGGAUGACAUCAAAGAAAAUGACAGUAGUCUGCUCAGAGUUUGAUAAAGUUGGAACAAUUGAAGAUCCUGGUUGUGACCAAAUAUAUGCCUUCUGGAGACCUCGUGCACCACCUGGUUUUGCUGUUCUUGGUGACUAUCUGACACCACUGGACAAACCUCCUACAAAAGGAGUUCUUGCUGUAAAUACUGGUUUUAUAAGAGUGAAGAGGCCUGUAUCCUUCAAGUUAAUAUGGCCACCCUUAAAUUCUGAAGACAUUUCUGAUUUCCAAGCUGACAAUUAUUACAGUCAAAUAACAAAUAAUGCACUUGGCAGAGGUGAUGGAAACUGUUCCAUUUGGUUUCCUGAAGCACCAAAAGGAUAUGUUGCAUUGGGAUGUGUAGUUACCCCAAGAGGAACACAACCAUCGGUUUCUUCCGCUUUCUGCAUCUUGGCUUCAUUAGUUUCUCCUUGUGCAUUGAGGGAUUGCAUUACAGUCACUUCUAGCAAUGUAUACCACUCAAGUUUGGCCUUCUGGCGUGUGGAUAAUUCUAUUGGCACUUUCUUGCCAGCUGACCCCACUACAUUGAGCUUAAGAGGCAAAGCAUAUGAAUUGCGUCAUAUAUUUUUUCAGCUUCCAGCAGUGUCUCCAAAACCUUCUAAGAGCUCUGAACUCCUACCUACUUCUGGUCAAGCUCCCAACGUACAAUCAGAAAGAUCAUCAGCUGCAAACUCUGGCAGACGUUUUGAGGCUAUUGCUAGUUUUAAGUUGAUAUGGUGGAAUCGUGGUUCAGGCUCAAGGAAGAAACUGUCCAUAUGGCGUCCUGUAGUCCCUCAAGGAAUGGUCUAUUUUGGUGAUAUUGCUGCUCAAGGGUAUGAGCCUCCAAACAGUUGCCUUGUUCUUCAUGAUUCUGGAGAUGAUGAACUUUUCAAAAGUCCUCUGGAUUACCAACUUGUUGGACAGAUUAAAAAAUACAGGGGAGUAGAAAGCAUUUCUUUCUGGCUGCCCCAAGCUCCCCCAGGCUUUGUUUCCUUGGGUUGUAUUACAUGUAAGAGUACACCAAAGAAACAUGAUUUCAGUUCACUAAGAUGCAUGCGCAACGAUAUGGUUUCUGGGGAUCAAUUUUUGGAAGAAAGUCUGUGGGAUUCAUCAGAUUCCAAGGUCACAACAGAGCCAUUUAGCAUAUGGGCAGUUGCUAAUGACUUGGGAACUUUCCUUGCCCGUACUGGUUUCAAAAAACCUCCAAAAAGGCUUGCUUUUAAGCUUGCAGAUGCAAAUAUGCCAGCUGGUUCAGAUGAUACUGUCAUUGAUGCAGAAAUUAGGACCUUCUCUGCUGCACUUUUUGAUGACUAUGGUGGUAUGAUGGUUCCAUUGUUUAAUAUUUCUUUGAGCAGCAUUGGAUUUAGUUUGCACGGGAGAUCUGAUUAUUUGAAUUCGACUGUCAGCUUCUCCUUGGCAGCAAGGUCAUACAGUGAUAAGUAUGAUGCUUGGGAGCCCCUUGUCGAGCCAGUUGACGGAUUCUUGAGGUACCAGUAUGAUCUCAGUGCCCCAGGUGCAGCCUCUCAAGUACGAUUAACCUCUAUGAGGGAUCUAAACUUGAAUGUUUCAAUUUCUAAUGCUAAUAUGAUUUUUCAAGCUUACGCAAGCUGGAACAAUCUUAGUCAUGUCCAUGAAUCGUAUAAAAAACAGGAAGCAGUGCCCCCUUCUUUUGGUGGAAGAUCAAUUAUAGGUGCUCAUCACAAAAGAGACUACUUCAUCAUCCCAAAAAACAAACUUGGUCAGGAUAUUUUCAUUCGAGUCACUGAAGUUGGGGGGCUUUCAAGCAUAAUUAGGAUGCCUCCAGGGAAUGUGAAGCCUGUCAAAGUUCCAGUCUUGAAAAAUAUGCUGGACUCCCAUUUGAAUGGAAAACUUUGUCGAAAGCUUAGAAUAUUGGUGACAAUUAUUAUAGCAGAUGCUGAGUUCCCCAGCCUGGAAGGGCCAUCUUCUCACCAAUAUACUGUUGCAGUCCGUCUUACUCCAGACCAAUGCUUCCCCAGUAGUUCAGUUCCUAAUCAAUGUUUUACUCCAGAUCAAUGCUUUUCCAAUGGUUCACUUCCUAAUCAGCAAAGUGCACGUACUUGUGGGAGCAGCUCUGAUUACUCAUUAUCCACUGGAUUAGAAUUGGUUAAUUGGAAUGAAAUGUUUUUCUUUAAAGUUGACUACCCGGACCAUUACAUGGUGGACUUCAUAGUGACCGAUAUUGGAAGAGGUGAUCCCAUUGGAUAUUUUUCAGCUCCUUUGCUGCAGAUGGCAAGAAACAUUCAUGACAUCUUAUAUUCUUAUGAUUAUUUAAACGAACUGAGUUGGAUAGACUUGUUGACUACAGAAUCUAUGAAAAUUAUUGAAGGAGAUCAAUCUAAGAAGUUGUGUGGGAAAAUAAGAUGUGCCAUUAUCUUGUCACCUAGUUCUGAACUCGAAAACAGUAAGCAGUCUUUUAUAGGUGACAGAAAAUCUGGAUUUAUCCAUAUCAGUCCCACCAGGGAAGGGCCUUGGACUACUGUCAGGCUAAAUUAUGCUGCACCUGCUGCUUGCUGGCGGUUUGGUAAUGAUGUUGUUGCCAGUGAAGUAAGCAUAGAGGAUGGCAACAGAUGCAUGAAUAUUAGGUCUUUGGUUUCUGUUUGCAACAAAACAAAUUUUAUGCUUGAUUUAUCCCUCAAACCCAAGGCUCCUAGCGAAAAUGUGAAGCCAAUAAGUGAUGUAGGCAAGCUUGAAGGGAGCCAAAGUAAUAAUGAUUUCUUUCAAAUGGAUGAAUUCUUUGAAACUGAAAAGUACAGCCCGACCAUGGGCUGGCUUGGUUGCUUGGAUCAAACAAACCAAGAUUUCUUAGAAGGAAGAAGCUUACAUGAGGUGAUAUCUGGAGUUGAGUUGCCAUCGGGAUGGCAAUGGACCGGUGAUUGGACAUUGGAUAGGAGAUCUGUUAAUACUGCUGAUGGUUGGGUUUAUGCUCCGGACAUUGAUAGUCUAAAAUGGCCUGAAUCAUAUAAUCCAUUAAAGUUUGUGAAUUAUGCAAGGCAACGGAGAUGGGUCAGGACUAGGAAAAGGAGUUUGGAUGAUGUAACACAGCAGAUACCUAUUGGACAAUUGAAUCCUGGAGAAACUAUUCCGCUUCCACUUUCUGGCUUGACACAAUCUGGAUUAUUUAUUUUGCAACUAAGACCUUCAAAUCUUGAUAAUGAGUAUUCUUGGAGUUCAAUGGUAGAUACACUUCGUCAUUCAGAAGAUUCUCAUGAACCUGAUUAUUAUCCUGAAAUUUGUGUUUCAACCCUCACCGAGUCUGACAGACUCUUGCAUUGCACUCGGAUAAGUGGAACCUCUUCAGAUCACUCCCGUGGAUUGUGGUUUGGUUUGAGUAUACAGGCAACAGAGAUUGCAAAAGAUAUUCAUUCCAAUCCUGUUCAAGAUUGGAAUCUUCUGGUCAAACCCCCACUAUCAGUCACCAAUUUUCUACCUAUGGCAGCUGAAAUUUCUGUUCUUGAGAUGCAAGCUGGGGGUAAUUCUGCUGCCUGCUCUAGAGCCGUACUUUUUCCUGGAAAAACUCUGAAGGUUCAUGAUGCUGACAUCAGAAAUCCUAUGUUUCUUUCACUGCUUCCACAAGGAGGAUGGCUGCCGAUACCUGAAGCUGUUCUCAUAUCACAUCCAAAAAGAGUUCCAUCAAAAACAAUAAGUCUAAGAAGUUCAAUUUCUGGAAGGAUUGUUCAAAUCAUGCUUGAGCAGAACUAUGACAAAGAGCAACCGCUGUUGGCUAAGAUCAUUAGAGCCUAUGCUCCUUGUUGGUUUUCUAUUGCUAGAUGCCCAUCACUUACUUAUAGGCUUCUAGACAUGACAUCCAGAAAAAACACACACAUCCCAUUUCUUUCAAAAAAGAACAAUGAGUUAAUUCUUGAAGAAGUAACUGAGGAGGAAAUAUAUCAUGGUUACACAAUUUCUUCUGCAUUGAACUUUAAAUUGAUGGGGCUCUCGGUGUCUAUUAAUCAAUCUGGCAAGGGGCAAUUCGGACCUGUUAAAGACCUUUCUCCACUUGGUGACAUGGAUGGGUCCUUAGAUCUUAAUGCCUAUGAUGCUGAUGGCAAUUGCAUGAGGCUCUUUAUAUCUUCAAAACCAAGCCCUUAUCAGUCUGUGCCUACAAAGGUAAUUUCUGUCCGACCAUUCAUGACUUUUACUAAUAGACUUGGGAAAGACCUUUUUAUUAAGUUAAGCAGUGAAGAUGAACCAAAGGUUCUGCGUGCAUAUGAUUCAAGAGUCUCCUUUGUAUAUCGUGAAACAGCUGGACCUGAUAAACUCCAGGUUCGAUUGGAAGACACGGGAUGGUCAUUUCCUAUUCACAUUUUGAAAGAAGACACAGUUUGCCUGGUUUUGAGAAAACAUGAUGGCAGCCAGACAUUUUUGAGAACAGAAAUUCGGGGCUAUGAAGAAGGAUCUCAUUUUAUAGUUGUGUUUCGUGUUGGGUCAACAAAUUGUCCAAUUAGAAUUGAAAACAGAACAUUUAGCAAGAUGAUUCAAAUUCGUCAGUCUGGAUUUGGUGACGAUGCCUGGAUCCAGUUAGAACCUCUUUCAACUACAAAUUUUUCUUGGGAGGAUCCGUAUGGCCAAAAGCUUAUUGAUACUGUGGUCAAUACUGGGAGCAGCAUUGCAGUUUGGCAAUUUGAUUUGGAAAAGGCCGGAGUACAUUCUGCAGAGGAUGGGGUACUAAGAAUAAAAUUUCAUGUUGCAGAUAUGGGUGAUAUUAAGGUUGCUAGGUUCACAGAGGAUGGGACACUGGGCCAAGAUUCACAUGAAAGCAUAUGGUUUUUGACACCUGCUGGAAAAUGGGAAAUUUCUCACAUGCAGGGCAAUAUGCAGUCUAAUACAUUACCUGUUGAGAUUAUAAUCGACUUGGCAAUUGUUGGGGUUUCUGUCAUUGACCAUAGACCAAGAGAACUCUGCUACUUAUACUUGGAGAGGGUCUUCAUAUCAUAUUCAACUGGCUAUGAUAGUGGAACCACGGACAGGUUCAAGCUCAUACUGGGCUUUGUGCAGCUCGACAAUCAACUCCCUUUGACAGCUAUGCCUGUGCUGUUGGUACCUGAGCAGACCACUGAUAUACAUCAUCCGGUGCUCAAGACAACCAUGACAAUGCGGAACAUGAAUACCGAUGGCGUCCAGGUGCUUCCAUAUGUUUAUAUACGGGUGACUGAAAAGCUGUGGAGGCUAAGUAUACAUGAGCCUAUUAUUUGGGCUUUGGUGGAUUUCUAUGCUAACCUACAGCUAGAUCGUCUCCCAAAAGGUUCUACCGUCACCCAAGUUGAUCCAGUGAUACGCAUCAACCUAAUAGAUGUAUCAGAAGUAAGGCUGAAGGUUUCACUGGAGACAGAACCAGCUCAGAGACCUCAUGGGGUUCUGGGCGUAUGGAGCCCCAUUUUGUCAGCUGUUGGAAAUGCAUUCAAAAUCCAGUUGCAUCUAAGGAAGGUGGUGCGAAGAGACAGAUUCAUGAGAAAAAGUUCUGUUAUUCGUGUCAUUGGAAACCGUAUUUGGAGAGAUCUGAUCCAUAAUCCGCUGCAUUUAAUAUUUUCUUUGGAUGUACUUGGUAUGACAAGUUCAACAUUGGCUUCUCUAAGUAAAGGAUUUGCUGAUCUCUCAACUGAUGGGCAGUUUCUACAAUUACGUUCAAAACAAGUACGAUCAAGAAGAAUUACUGGAGUGGCCGAUGGAAUUAUUCAUGGAACAGAAGCAUUUGCACAAGGUGUUGCCUUUGGAGUAUCUGGAGUAGUGACAAAGCCUGUGGAGAGUGCCAGACUGAAUGGUCUCAUAGGACUUGCUCAUGGGCUUGGACGAGCUUUCCUGGGUUUCAUCGUACAACCAGUGAGCGGGGCAUUAGAUUUUGUGUCACUGACUGUAGAUGGACUUGGUGCAAGUUGUUCCAGAUGCUUAGAAGUUUUCAAUAACAAGAUGACCUUCCAGAGAAUCAGAAAUCCCCGGGCAAUUCAUGUGGAUGGUACACUUAGAGAGUAUUGUGAGAGAGAAGCUGUUGGGCAGAUGAUACUUUACCUUGCAGAAGCAAGCCGGAACUUUGGCUGUACUGAAAUAUUCAAGGAGCCGUCAAAAUUUGCUUCGUCUGAUCAUUAUGAAGACCAUUUUAUUGUGCCUCACCAGAGGAUUGUUUUAGUGACCAGUAAAAGAGUGAUGCUGUUACAGUGUCCGGAUUUAGACAAGAUGGAUAAGAAACCUUGCAAGAUUAUGUGGGACGUACCCUGGGAAGAACUAAUGGCACUGGAGCUGGCAAAAGUGGGGUGCCCAAGACCUUCUCACUUGAUUCUCCAUCUCAAAACUUUUAGAAGAUCAGAAGUCUUUGUCAGAGUCAUAAAGUGUAGUGCUGAAGAAGAGUCAGGGGGACAAGAACUGCAAGCUGUUAGGAUCUGUUCAUCUGUGCAUAAGAUGUGGAAAGCAUACCAGUCUGACAUGAAAUGUGUAAUUUUAAAGGUUCCUUCAAGCCAGGGACGUGUAUAUUUUGCUUGGGGUGAAAAUGAUAGGAGAGAUCUGCUUACCCAGAGCAAGUCUAUUAUUAGGUCAAGAGAGCUCUCUCUCCCCGCCAGUUCUGCAUCUGAAGAAAAGAAAUUUGUUAAACAUGGUAUCAACUUUCUGAAGGUUUGGAACAGUGAACGACAAUCAAAAAUCAGAUAUGCACUAUGUCGAAAGCAGGUUUCGGAAGAUGAUGGAAUGUGUAGCAUUUGGAGACCAGUCUGUCCUGAGGGGUAUGUCUCCAUUGGGGAUAUAGCUCGGGUUGGCUGCCACCCUCCGAAUGUUGCUGCUGUUUACCGUAACAUUGACCAACAGUUCACACUUCCAGUGGGUUAUGACCUGGUAUGGAGGAACUGCUUAGAUGACUACAAAACUCCAGUAUCAAUUUGGCUUCCACGACCUCCAGAAGGAUUUGUCUCUCUAGGAUGUGUUGCUGUACCCAGUUUUGCAGAGCCUGAACCUGAUUUAGCAUAUUGUGUGGCAGAGUCGCUAACAAUUGGGACAAUGUUUGAAGAGCAAAAGGUUUGGUCAGCGCCUGAUUCUUAUCCUUGGGCUUGUCACAUUUACCAAGUUCAAAGUGAUGCUCUUCAAUUUGUCGCUCUGAGACAACCAAAGGAAGAUUCAGACUGGAAACCUCUGAGGGUUCGUGAAGAUUCGCAACCUCCACAGCAAAUAUCAUAAGCUCAAUGAGCAUGACCUAUUACGGUAGGUCUCUUGAAAUUUUCCUGUUCAAGAACCAAGAUAAACAUGACCUUUCCCACCACAUACCUUUUUGAAGCUCCUAUAUAACCUUCUGCAGCUGUGAUUGGCGAAAGUGUUGAAUUUGUGAAAUGUUUGUAGUCUAUAUUACAGCAACUGCGGCGUGAAAAGGUGUACACUCAAAUCAUCAAAGAAGCAGCUUUAUUUGUUCACCCCUUUUUCCCCUCAAGGUGGUGGUUCCCUCGAGGCUGUGUACAUUGUCAAGUACAACAAUGCUAUUAUGAAAGAAGUGUAUACGACAUUUGUAAAUCAUAGGGAAAAUGUCAUCUUUGUGAAAA